CUUGUAUUCCCUUCCAUUCUUUAUCAAUUUUCUCUCCUAAUUUCUUGCCUCAACCAUCAUCCAUACCUAAAUUUUCUGCUUCUACAGUUCUACCCAUCAAAUAUGGCUGGCCCUGUUUUCGGAUUCCAUCCUCACAGUUUUUGCAACCCUUCUGAUCACUGUGUUGUUCCUCUCGGAACACAAAAGGCGGUGCGACCCGGAAGAGGACCCCUCGUUUAUCGCUUCAAAGUACCGCCGACUUUCAACAUCGCCAACGUUCAAGCACCGGUGAAAACUCAUGCACCCAGCACCACAGACGUGAAGGGAAAGGAUGUCGAUGCAAUUGCAAGCGGCAGUAGUUCCAUGGGUGCGCACUCUGUUAGAAACACCGACAUUACUCCUAUCCUUUCGGCCCAAAAGCCGAAUAUCGCGGAGGAGGUAGCUGUCCCCGUCAUGCCGGUUGAAAGAAAACGGCGCCACAUCAUCCGCUUGAAGUUAGCCUCACCCAAGAACACCACUGCUGAAGCAGCGGUGAAAAAGGAUCAAGAACCGGCCGAAACGCUCCAGAGCACCGGAAGUGUGACAGUCGGAAAGGUUGGGUCGACUGCAGUGAACAAUAAAGCAACCAGUAGCAGCUCUCCAAACGGAAAAGUUGUUCAUCAAGACAGAAGGACUGGAGAGCCGAUGAAGAGUACUCCUAACGGACUCAAGAAUAAAGCAUCGGUGCCAGAGGGCAAGUAUGAAGACAAGUUUGAGGCUUCAAAGAGAAAACUUGUAGAACAAUACAAAGGAAUUCAAGACAGCAGGAAGAAGAUCAGGGUGAUCGAACUCAAAGAUCUUCCCAAGCAAGGCACUCGCUCUGGUGCUCCUGCGCCGCUGACUAAAAAACGGAUGAUGAAGACCAAAUAUGGUGGACGAUAUUAAAGCGAAGGGACAGUAGGGACCUUCAUGGAAUGAAUUCAUUAUUUUUUGAUUUGUUAUAAAGUGUACAAAAUUAUAGAUAUAUUGCAUAUGCAUUAUAUAUUACGAUUUGAACUACUUUUUCAGUACUGAUAUAAUGUUAGGAACGCAAUGUAAUUAAAGAGCAUGUCCUCAUAUAAUGAAUGAAAUACAAUGAGAAUACCUGUUUUUAUGGACUUCAUGUUUUUCUCUAGUUUUCUCUAUUCCUGUUCAUCUCUCCUUGAUUUCUUCUCUUGUUUCUUGCUUCUGAGCUCCAACAGUUCAAGAUAAACCGAGACAGUCAAGUCUUGGAUUCAAUCUAUAUAUUUUGCUAUGCAGGUGAGGUAUUCUUCUUCUGGUGGAAUGUAUGUAACAGCAUAUAAAGAUGAUGCUAUUUGGGUUUGAGAUGGAGUUAGUUCCAGUUGUGUGCCCUCAGUAGAGGGUGCACAUGGAACGGAACAGGCCGCAAGUGCAAGUCUUAGGAAGGAUCAAAGCUGUGGUUGAGUAGGUAUGGAACUGGUUGAACAACGUCUUAUGGUAAUCAAAUGACAUAAUGAGAUUUUUUUAGGGAUUUGUGGAUGAAAAAACUGAUGUAUUACAGAUUUACAAUAUAUGCUCUAGAUGUUGGAUAAAUUAGAAUUAGGUUGAGUUUGUUGACUGGUGGUGCUGUUGUGUUUACUAAACAUUUGGCAGUUCCAUUACUGUUUGGCCUUCUUAUCAAGUAGUAACUAGUCUUUCCUUCUUUACUCUAUGAGAUCCAAGUUACAGUCUAUAUCUUUUGUUUAUCAUAUAAAACCAAACAGAAAAUCAAAUACCAUUUAUGAAAUGAAGUUACCAUUUUUUG
This is a messenger RNA of Rubroshorea leprosula, 1762 nucleotides long. NCBI's taxonomy places the organism in Eukaryota, Viridiplantae, Streptophyta, Magnoliopsida, Malvales, Dipterocarpaceae. The record is from the annotation of a GenBank genome assembly.